Asparagus officinalis (garden asparagus) is the source of this 981-nucleotide messenger RNA. RefSeq names its product translation initiation factor IF-2-like. Lineage: Eukaryota; Viridiplantae; Streptophyta; Magnoliopsida; Asparagales; Asparagaceae. The coding region runs from base 1 to 981 and encodes 326 amino acids. The record is from RefSeq and is a predicted model, not a curated record. The transcript has 6 exons.
AUGUUCAAAUAUGUGGCUCGAGUAGAUGCGGUUGAUCAUUUCCCAUGGGCGACAAUCAUCUAUAAGGAAUUGUGGGACUCCUUCAAGGCUGUGAAGAAAGCGACGAAGGGGCUGACAUAUCUUAGCGGCUGCGCUCCCUUGCUAUCGCUAUGGUAUUAUGAGAUAUCAAACAUUAAGGAGCCGACGAAAGUAGAUGAAUCGAAGCCACCAAUGACCAAUUGGACAUUGGAGGGUAAGAAGGUGGGUUCACUGCGGACUACAACAACAACGAAGAAAUCGGAAGCCGCAAUCCACAUCUUACCGGAGCAUGACCUGCCGCGGUAUGUACAUGAGGAGAUCAAGCAGAAGUCUACAAAGAGGAAGGCUGAAAUGGAGGAGGAAGCUACGGGUGAAAAAGCUUCGAGGAAGAAAAGAGUGGAAAAAGGGGAUGACGCUUAUAAAAAGUUGUUGAUGCUGAAUGAAGCCUAUGAGCAAGAACUUGUUGCUCGUGGCGUUGAUACGAUGGCCAUUAAGGCCGAAAUUGAGAAAAGAUUUGAGGAAGAGAAACAAAUCAUGCCCAAAAAAGAAGAGUCUCAAAUAGAGAGACAAGAUGAGGCGAAGAAAGAAGAAGGGAAGGAAGAGAAAGCAGAGGGAGAAGGUGAUCAAGGCCAAGAAGUGGGCAUUGAACUUGAGCAGUCUGAAGCGCGGAAAGUUGUUGAGGAAGUUCCUAAGAAGAAGAGGGGAAGGAAGAGGAGGGAGGAAGGUGAGUCUACUUUGGGAGAAUUUGUUCAGGGGCUCCGUGCAAGGAGCCGAAGAACAACGAAGAAGCCCAAGUCCCUAGAAUCUCCAUAUUGUACAGAAAUGCCUAAGAAAAAGAUGAAAGGGAAAAAAAGUGUCGUUUUGGUGAAAGAUGAUGAUGACAAGGGGGAGACAAUAGAGGAGAAGAAGCCACGUGAAAUGGCAUACCCACCUAUGAGAACAUCCGCUACCGGGAACAGUUGA